Messenger RNA from Rattus rattus (black rat), 1021 nucleotides. RefSeq names its product protein RoBo-1-like. The record is from RefSeq and is a predicted model, not a curated record. NCBI's taxonomy places the organism in Eukaryota, Metazoa, Chordata, Mammalia, Rodentia, Muridae. The coding region runs from base 126 to 833 and encodes 235 amino acids. The transcript has 6 exons.
UAAAGUGACAGAGAGGCAGAGAAAGUGCUCCUUUCACCCUUUCUCUAGGUGAGAUCGCUUCCUCUCCAGCUCCCAGCAGUCCUUUCAGAAGAGCAGGGGUCCUUCUUGGGUUCUUGGGAGUCAUCAUGCUCUGGUCCUCAGUCUCAAAGAGCUUCCUUGCUGUCUGUGUUAUCACCGAGUUUGCUGCGAUCUUUGUGGACAGUUUCACUUGCGCAAAGUCUAACUGCACAAAUGGACUCUGUCAGAACUUCAGUGCAUGUGAAACUUCGAAAAGCUGCUUCAGCCAAACACAGGAACUUAAAGUGCCACAGCCAUCCACAAGCCUAAUUGUCCACCAGAAAGGCUGUUCUCUAGAUGAAUGUACUGGACUGGCAUUCUCGGCGACAUUGGGGGACCAACAGACAUUUAGAUAUGACCAGCAAUGCUGUAGUAGUAAUAUGUGUAACCAAUUGGACACGCAACCAUCUCAGGUGCCUGCAAAAGCCAAUGGUGUCCAGUGUCUUGCCUGGUAUAUGGAGGCAGGCAUGCCACAUAUUCCAACUCUCCUAAAGUGCACAGGGAGCGAGACGAAGUGCGUUUCAUUUAUGGGCACAGCUGUUGGGAGCAGUAGUCCCCUUUCGUUAGUGGUGAUUGGAAUGGGCUGUGCGACAGAAAGUGCCUGCAACCUGAAUAUGACCGUCUUUGACAACAUAAAUAUCCGUACCUUCUGCUCCGGUGGGUUACCUGUAUUUUCAACCACCUCGUCAUUGCCGAAUAGGACGGGCCUUCGACCUGCAUUCAUCUCAACAGUACCAGUUCUCAUUAGUCUCCUCUUGCUGAAAGUCUUGCUUUGAUCUUCCAGGCUCAGGCCAUCUCACAGUCACACACACACACACACACACACACACACACACACACACACACACACACACACACACACUUGGAGGGCUUCCUUUAGUGAGAAUUCAAUGUUGGUGAGUGCUUGAUGUUUUUGUACUUCAGCAUUAAAAAACUCCAAUCCAUUUUGAGUUUUACUUAAUUU